GCCCAGUCCAGGACAAGAAGCGAGUCCCGCUGGCGACCACCACUGCACUGGCUGCCGCGGCGCCCGACGUGUCUGGUGAGUCUCCACGUACUCCUGCCAUCAACGUACGGUUGUUCAGCAGACUGCAAGUUUGGUGAGGUUAUUUUGACAGAAAAGUUCCUUACUUGUCGCGACACCUGAGACAUUACGCCAUGUUCUGCAGAAGCUUUAGUUGGUUCAUCCGCAUUUUUGUGGCGGUAGUCAUAUCUACUGGCUGCAGCCACCCAAUUUCUGUUACAGAAUUCUAUACAGAAGUCACCGCACAUAGUUUAACAACCAACAAAGAAUCCCUCACAGUGGGACGAGUUCAGGCGGCUGAGGAGGCCACGGCCGAGGAUCUGGGCGCUCUGCUGGACGCAGGGGACGGCGCUGUGGUGACUCUGCUGGCCGGAGACACGCGGCUCGUGGCUCACAGGGCUGUCUUGGCCGCCAGGAGUCCCGUGUUUGCGGACAUGUUCCGUCGCGUCACUGUAGAGGGCAGCAGCAACCAGCUCGUACACUCGGACACAGAGGGUCCUGUGAUGCGCCAGGUGCUGGCAUACCUCUACACCCUGCAGGUGCCCCAGCUGCCCAGCAUGGCCCCAAAGCUGCUGGUCGCCGCCGACAAAUACGGCUUGUCGGUACUGAAGGCGCAUUGCGAGCAACAGGUGGCCUCACAGCUGUCUGUCGAGACUGCGGCAGCCACAGGUGUUCUCGCGAUUAGACACUCUGCUAACAGGCUGAAGCAGGCCGCCAUCGUCUUCAUAAAGUCCCACUUGCUCCACGUGGUCGCGACGCAGGGCUGGGGUGAGGCUGUAGUCAACGACCCACAAACUGUUGUGCAGUUGACUCACCUGAUUGCAGAGACGCCAACAGACACCAGCACGCCGAGCACUGGAGAGGGCAGGACCGGCCCCUCCCCGCAGCCGCAAAGUGGCCACAGCGACGACGGCCGGAGCCCAGCCACAGCUGUGGCCCCCACCACUCCCCAGACGACUCCACAGCCGGAUGACGCCGCCGUUUCUCUCCUGCGGGAUCUUUCUGGAGAAGAGAAGGACCAGAUGCUAAUCGUGGCAGCUAAGGAGGGGUCAGUGAGCAAGGUGCGAACUUUGCUGGCAGUAGGGGCCGACGUGGAGGCGAAGGACGACGACAAGCGGACACCACUGCACUGGGCAGCAAUCAGGGGACACGUGGAGGUGGCGAGGUGUCUGCUGGAGGAUGGAGCAGAUGUCAACACCAGGGACAAUUGGCAGAACACGCCUCUGCAUCAGGCUGCAUGGAAUGACAAUGCGGCUGUGGUGCGGCUCCUGGCGGCAUCCUCUGCCGACCCCAACGCCAGGGAUAGCGAUGGGGGGACACCACUGCACGAUGCGGCAUGGCGUGGACACGCAGAUGCGGCGACUGCACUACUGGAGGCAGGGGCUGACAGGGAAGUCAGGAAUGACGAUGCGGACACCCCGCUGGACCUAGCCGAGCGGAACAACCACCAGCAGCUCACAUACAUCCUAGGAUCAAGUUCAGUGUAAUGCAAACGAAUCUGGAGUAAAUAAAGCUUUUUAUGCGA
Schistocerca piceifrons (Central American locust) is the source of this 1582-nucleotide messenger RNA. Its product is annotated as ankyrin-3-like. Lineage: Eukaryota; Metazoa; Arthropoda; Insecta; Orthoptera; Acrididae. Gene Ontology annotation, molecular function: protein binding. The transcript has 6 exons. The record is from RefSeq and is a predicted model, not a curated record. The coding region runs from base 192 to 1544 and encodes 450 amino acids.